UUUUUUCUCUUCUAACUUGCAAGAACCAGCACUUCUCCAGCACAUCUCUGCUGCUCCCAGAUACAGGUGAGCCUUGCAACUUAAAAACUUUCCAAAUGUUGUGUAUACUGUUGAACUUUAAUGCUGUACUCCAUUUACAAACUCGCACUCUGUGUGGCAGCAAAGAGUAAGCCUCUUAUGUAAUUUAACACUUUCAAUGCUGAUGCUUUGCUGUUUAAGAAAAAUGCACUUUGAAAAGGCUAAAUAUUUAUAUUAAAAUUAUUAACGUCCUAUCUUAAUCUGAUUCCACACUACCUUCUUAGCAUCAUAUAUGUUUCCCGGCCACAGGUAUUUUCCAGUGUAGCACAAUAUAACAAAUUCUGGGAGUGUGUCCUAUAAAUUUGCAACAAUAUAAAAGCAGACAAUAAAAAAAUCAUGCACAACAAAUUGAUCCAUACCAUUGCCAUAUCUAACAUACUUACAAUACCACCUUUUAUAAAUAUUCAUCCUCGUGGACAAUUCCAUAUUUUGCGACAUGACAGCCUGAAAUUAAAAUGACCUGUCAGUACACACAACGUAUUAAAUUCAUAUUAAAGAGCAUAACAUUUCCUCUAGAACAAUUGCUAGUAAUUGUAUAAACUUUUAGAUAUUUUUAAACAAAUCAAUGAACGUUUGAUGUAGACAUUAGAAUAGCUUCUAAACCAAUGACUGAGUCUCAAGGCGGAAGCAGAACCUUCUUAUAGGCGAUGCGCCUGAUGUGCUUAUUGCCCCAUUAAGCCCACCUUGUGCUCUGCUAGGGAAAUAAGUAAUGGAGUAAUUGAUGCCACUGAGUUGUGAUGCUGCAAUGCUUACAAAAUAGCAAGCACAACAGUCUUAUAGGAAAGCAGUGGCCUGCUUAGAGAGUUGUUCCCAAGGUGGGCCAAUCAUGUUAGAGAAGGGCAGGGAGGUGGGGGUUACAUUGGUGUAAACCCGCAAAGACAGUGAGAUGGCAGCAUUAAGUACAAAAUGAAUAUCUCACUAAGCAAUUAAAUAUUUAAUUGAUAAUAAUGAUCACUGUUAUACUUGUUGGCUUUUGGAAUUAAUGUACAUGUCAUAGAUCAUUUGUUAAAUUAUUUUGACUUUAACCAUUUGUUUUACAAAACAAAACUAACACUUUUUGAAAAUGCUAUUUUGUAUUAUGACACAGUGAUUUCUGUUUUGAAACUCUUUAUUUAGUCAAGUUUAAAUAGUACAAAAUUUUUUUUUUUAAAAAGCCACAUAUUCAAGCAUAGUAUUAGUGGACCCCAGGUUAAUAAGGACUUACAUACCAGUGAGCCUAGGGGAGAAUCAUUUUCCCAUAUGAGCUAAAGGAGGCUAGGGAAAGAAAAAAGGGAGGAGAAAAAGAAGGGAUGUAUAAAGAAAGAACAGAUCCAGAGUACACUAAACCCAUCAGGACCUUAAACUGUCUGCCUAUCCUCUGCCCUCCCCCAGGUGCGCCAUAAAAUCCAGCCAAGGAAGCCACAUUUCAUGGACUUUCUUUUCCCUUCCAUAAAGUCUCACAGCCAUGCCAUCUAUUAUCUUCCAUUUUUGCUAUUCAUUGGACCAGACUACGGGUGGAAGUCUGUUGUCAAAGAGCAGGGAUCAACACUCUAUCCACAUUAAGAAAGGGCUGCGUUAAAGACUUUUUGAACUCAGAGAUUAGCAGAAUAUUUGCCAGAGUGAAUGGAAUAAUUUCACCAAAUAUUGAGGUCAAUGACACAAAGUGAAUUAAAGAAAAAAAGUUGUUGCAUUCAGAAGUCACUGAAUUAGUUAAAUGGGGUCUGUACCUGUAAUCUGUUAAAGAGUCACGCAAUCUCAAAAUAUGUUAGUCAACAACAUAAUGAAUAUCAAGGAGUUGUCAAAAUUAGUUGGAUAUAAUUAAAACUAUUAAUAAAAUAUGGCAAGACUACAUUACAAAUGUAACUUUACUUAGAGAGCUAUCCAAGGAUUCAUUAGUUAGAGAACCAACCAAGAGGCAAGUGUUAACUUAGAAAGAGCUGGAAAGAUCAACAGCACAGAUGAAAAACUGUCCAUGGGAUAUUUAUAACUUAGGCAAAUCUGGGCUUACUGUCUUGUGGAAUGAAGACACCCAUUGAUGAAAAGCCCCCAUAUCAAUACCCAGGCAGGUGGGAGACACAGUAAACAUGUGGAAAGGCUCGUGGUCUGAUAAGGUGAAUACUGACAUUAUUGGUCUUAAGGCAAGGACAACACUGCCCAAAAAUCUAUUCCCCGGUUAUAAAAUUACCAUAUAUGGAAACAUCCAAGGGAGUGAAUACUUCUGCAACCCACUGUUUUUAGGAAAGCUAUUGUCACGAUAUAGAAGUAUCCCCAAGCAUACUGAUCUGAUUUCACAACAGAGAGUUCUAUAAUCCAUAUCAUCAGAUCAUAGAGUGGCCUGGUUUAACAUAAGAAUGGUCAGAGAAAUAGGCAAGGUCAAGGAUUGGAGAAAAUAGAGUAAACAGUAGACAAGCUAAAUAUCAGGAGUACAAAGAACAGAAUAAUCGUAUAAGAAACCAAGGUCAGUUUGAGAGAGUCCGAAUAGUUACAAACACACUAUUGGGCUAACCGAGAGCCAUAAAAGGGCGAUUGGGAUUUAAACAGUGAUUAUUUUACUACUAUUGGGCCACAUCAUAGGAGGGUGCCAGAAGAUGCGAGGACAAUGAAUCGUUCAAUUCAAGACAUGCACAACAUAAUUCAUGCUCGGGAAUAAAUAGGCACAGACUGGCAUUAGACACCAGUCUGGAGCGGCUUGAAAAACCUUGGAAUCUGCAGGUACGACAGCUAUGACCAAGAAUGAUCAUUGUGGACUAAUCAUAUCCUUAGUGUGAACUUAAGAAAAAAAUAAUUGAAUACGGCUCAUAAAAUUUAGUUUCAUAAGUAUAUUAUUUUCAGUUCAAUUUAAUUUAUAUCUCUCCCAUGAUUCAGUGAGAUGCUUGUAGUGCAAAACAGCCAGAUUGUCAUAGUUGCCUGUAUUUGAGAUAUAACCAUAGAAGUUUACUAUUAUCGUUUUGUGCUCAUUUCAGGGUUAAUGGAGACAUACACACCAUAUGUGCCAGAGAGACUGACCUUCUCACCGUGGGAUUAUGGGGUCUUUGCUAUAAUGCUCCUUGGAUCCACAGGCAUUGGGAUGUUCUAUGCAUUUUCUCAUGGGGGACAGAAGACAUCGGAUGAUUUUUUCACAGGUGGCAGGAAAAUGUCAGCGGUGCCUGUAGGCUUGUCUCUGUCUGCCAGUUUUAUGUCUGCUGUGCAGGUUCUGGGGGUACCAGCUGAGGCUUAUAGAUAUGGAACUAAGUUUAUUCAGAUGUGCAUUGGCCAAACCUUAAAUAGCCUCAUGACUGCCUAUAUCUUCAUGCCAGUAUUCUACAGACUAGGAAUAACCAGCACCUACCAGGUAGGUCAAUUGAGUUGUCAUUUAUUAUGUUACCAUGUUUAAUCUCUGCAAAGUUUGAGAAAUGUCCUAUUAAAGGAAAAUAUUAGCAAGCUGCAGUAGUUAUGGUGCCCUAGUGUAAAGUUGUGACUGGAUGACCCUAGGUAAGAAGUCAAACUGUUUCUUACUCCUGAGCACUCAUGGAACCAUAGCCACUUUAAGUAUGUGAUUAACAUUUGUUUUCUCUGUCCUGUGAUUUUCAUGUGUGUUUUAUAUUAUCUGAACUUGCUAUCUCUCUUUUCACAGUAUUUGGAAUUAAGAUUCAGCAGAAGUGUACGACUCUGUGGCACUAUACAAUUCCUUUUAGGGACAGUAAGUAUCCUUAUGAAAUUUAAAAAGCAGUGAACAUGUAGAACGAAAUAACAAAAUUGUCUAUGCUUUGUCUCAACAGAUGUUUUACACUGGGAUUGUGAUCUAUGCUCCAGCAUUAAUACUGAACCAAGGUUAUUAUCAUUUUUUUCUAUGUGGUGCAUAUGCAUUGUGACCAAGAACAAGUCCAAGUUUCUCUUCUUUUCUCUAUAGUUACUGGGUUGGACAUUUGGUCAUCUCUGUUUUCUACUGGAGCAAUCUGCACAUUCUACACUACUGUGGUAAGUGUCUCUUUAAGAAACAUGUAAAUAGUCACUAAGGAAUAAAAUUUGCACUCCAUGAUGCAUAGUCGUUUACCUCCAUUAAGCAGGACAAUUCUCUGAUGAAUAUAUAAUUUUGAUGUGGUAAAUGAUAAUUUCACAUAUAUAUCAUAUCAACUAAGGUAGCUCAGGUAAAAAAAAAAAAAAAACAACUCUGCUGAACACCGGUCCCAUAAACAAAGCUUACUUCUUAGAAUAAGUAAGAUUUGUUCAUCUGUUAAUGUGGUUUCCCUUCAAACCAUGGUUGCACAACCUAAAGCUCUAUUAAACAAGUUCUUAUUGUAGUAACAGUAGCUGGAUCUACUCAUUUAACCCCUUAAGGACUGAUGCAGUUGUACAAGUUGUGAUCAAAGCAAAACGUAAACAAAACCUUGAAUUUGCGCAUAUGUCUGUUCAGGCGUAAUUCACAUUUUUCAUUUUAUGUGCACCCACACUUAUCAUAUAUAAUUUUGUUCGGGCAGGAGAAACAGGGCUUUCAAGUCACAUCAAAUAUUUGUAUAUUAAACAUAAUUUAAUAUGAAUAAAAUAUUUUAAAAAUUGAGAAAUUAAGAUUUUUUUUCUGCAUGGCAUUUUAACUGUGAAUGUCACAAUACUGUUAGAUGUUACUGCAAUAAAGUACACAUAUUUGUAUUCAGCGAUGUUCCAUGAGUAAAACAGUACCCCCAAUGUACAGGUUUUAUGGUAUUUUGGAAAGUUACAGGGUCAAAUAUAGCACAUUACAUUUUUCAGUUUAUACAGCCGUAUGGUAACCCAGGAGUGAGAAUUACCCCCGUGAUGGCAUAUCAUUUGCAAAAGUAGACAAUACAGUCUUUUUUAGUAGUCACUUAGUCACAAACACUGGCCAAAGUUAGUAUUCAUAUUAAAUUUGAAUGCUAAUUUUGGCCAGUUUUGUGACUAAGUAGCUACUAAAAUGACUGGACAUACCCCAUUUGCAAUACCUUGGGUUGUCUACUUUGCAAAUGGUAUGCCAUCAUGGGGGUAAUUCUCACUCCUGGGUUACCAUACGGCUCUAAGGCAUCAUAACGAAUCUGGCAAAUUUCAAUGUGAAAAAAAGGAAAUUCAAGCCUUAUAUUUGACUCUGUAACAUUUGAAAACAUCAUAAAACCUGUACAUGGGGGGUACUGUUAUACUUGGGAGACUUCGCUGAACACAAAUAUUAGUAGGGGGGGCGGAGCCAGCACUCAACCCGAUCAGUUGCAUUUCCGCAGCUCUCCGGCGAUUGGAAGCCCUAAAACCCCAGUAAUUGUCCUAAACGGCUGCCUAAUACACGGCAAAAAGCACCACUGCACCCCAACACCAAUGGGGAUAAAGAACAAAAAACUGAUGCCCGGAUCAGCCACGGCAAUUCCCCGACAGUAGGCAAUCUACUGAGGAGACCGCAUGGCGCAGCAGGGCCUAAGAUGGUGGCCGACAUCGACAAAUAUUCAGACUGCUCGGAUGACAUCCCCCUGCAGUAUAUAGAAUCUCUUGGAUAUCGAGAGCCAGCUAAGCAGGUACAGCCGACAGUGGGCCACCCGGUGACCACAGAGAUACUUACCUCCCUCCUCUCUGGGCUGUGCCAGACACUAUCAGCAGAGAUCUUCCAAGUAAGGGAUGAUGUCAGGGAGUUUACCGCCCGCCUGGGCACCGUGGAGAAACUCACUCAAACACACGCAACCCUGGUGACAGACCUCCAGACACAGGUGAGAGAAUUCACCACAGCCCACACUGCAUUGUCCCACCAACUAGCUGCCAUAGAGGACAAACGCAAAUGGAAGCAUAUUAAAAUCCGAGGCAUUUCAGAAGCGGUGACCCCAGCAGAGUUACCCCAUCUUCUUCGCAGGCUAUUUGCAACCUUGCUGCCCUCCAGACAAGCAAAGGGGAUACAGCUAGACGGCAUGUUUCGCCCACCCAAACCACCACACCUACAGGUGACCUCCUGGUCAAGCUUCAAAAUGGACAAGACAAAGCAGCACUCACGAGUGCCAUCAAAGGGAAAAAUCCCUACAGUUUUGAGGGCAUGGACAUUACAUUCUACUCAGACUUAUCUCGCCCUACCCUGCAAUGGCGGAAAUCCCUGCGUCCACUGACAACCUCACUGGCAACCAGAGGAGUGACAUACCACUGGGGACCGGCACACGUGCUCGUAAUACAGCAUCAAGACACCGAACACAGAGUGACAGACAUAGCAGAGAUGGACACUGUAAUGGCAAAACUGAGCCUCACAACCCCCCCAAACUACAACAGCUUGGGACCCAGCCAAUGUCGUCCCAUUUAUCCCGGAUCAAGGGACACAUGGGGGAAGACAGCAUCAUGAACCACCAAAUCCAGUCUAAAUUGGCUAACAAAUUUAAUAUGUCUUUGUAAUCUAUUUUGGUUUUAGUUCUCGGGCUUCCACUAUAAACACUGGGUUUAACCCGGGAAGCUGGCUCCAGUAAACCACCCACCUCCCCCCAACUCCAAACUGUGCACAGCGAGUUGUAGUUUAGCGACAAGGAGUUGUGUUACACACCAUACAGACACCACGUCCCUCUUUAACUGCCUAAGUUAGUCUAAGCCAUGUUGUAGCCCCUGACACAUUCUCCACCUACCGGCCCCUCAGACGGCCAAGUAAAGUUGUUCCACUGCACCCCAAUAGCAUGGGUACACCUGCCCUACCCCAGAGGAGUAGGCCUGGUAAAAGAAGUAACCAACAGCGAUCCAUAGACACAUGCUAGGCCCCCUCAUAGGGACCCACAGCAUUCCAAGCUAUACCACUGCCCUCAGCAACACUACUGACCACGCGGAACCAAUCCUUUAAAAAUUUACAAGCUGAUGUUUUUACUUUAUGUUGAACUAUUAUUAAUUUAAUUUACAAAUGUGAAGUAACUAUAAAUGCCAUACUGUUGUUUCACAUGUUACAGAAGUGAUUGUCCUAGCUGUUGAAGCUUUAUAAGUUUACAAGCUGUUGUUUCACUUUAUGUUUGACUAUCACCAUUUAAAAAAAAUGUGCAGUGACUAUAAAUGCCAUACUGAUGUUAUACAUGUUACAGAUGCGCUUGCUCUAGCUAUUGUGGCUAUUCAAGCAAGAUGUAAUAAAAAUAAAGAAUAAAAAAAAAAAGUAAAACGUUUCACAACAAUUAUAUCGUCAGUGAAAGUACAGUUUGUGUGUGAAAAAUGCAAAAAACUGCAUUUUUAAUGACGAUAUCAUCAUUGUGAUAUGUUUUACUGUUUUUAAACACUAAUAUGUGUUCAAUUAAGUCUCCCGAGUAAACCAGUACCCCCCAUGUACAGGUUUUAUUGUGUCCUGGAAAGUUACAGGGUUAAAUAUAGGGCUUGCAACCAAAUUCUCUGGACAUACUGCCUGUUGUCGGGCAGGUCCCUCAGAUUGUAAUUAAUAAAAUGACUUAAUUAUGUAAAAAUAUUAUAUAAAUAUAUUUGUAGAAUUUAAAUAUAUAUGUGUAAUUAUUUUUAUUUAUAUAUAGCUAUAUAUAUAUAUAUAUAUAUAUAUAUAUAUAUAUAUAGAGAGAGAGAGAGAGAGAGAGAGAGAUAUACAUAUAUGUAUUUAUAAGUCAUUCUAAAUGUAUUUUGAAUUUAAUAUAUAUGUAUAUUAAUAUCAAAAUACAGUUAGAACAAAUUAAAACUGGUAUAUAUAUAUUUUUUACAUUAUUAUUUUUAUUUUUUUCAUUUUUUUAUUGAUUAUUUUUAUAUAUAUAUAUAUAUAUAUUCAUUCUAAGUGUAAUUUUAAUAUAUAUAUAUAUAAUUAUAUAUAUUAAUAUUAAAAUACACUUUUAUCAAUGAUGUAUGUAUGUGUAUAUAAAAGUACUUAGAUUAUAUAUAUAUAUAUAUAUAUAUAUAUAUAUAUAUAUAUAUAUACACAUGCUCUAAGUACUUUUUAUUUAAUUUAAGAACUGUUUAUUAACUUUUACUAACUUUUUAAAACUUUUUUACAGGCAUGAGGGGGACUGCCUGAUAGUUCAGACAGGCCCCUUGCAGGCACUGUGAUCACGAGGACCCCGCAAUCACAUGGCGGGAGGGGGUGGGCGGAUCAGACAGAGGGGGUCUGCCUGAGCUCCCAGGCAGACCCCAGGAUCGUGGGAUCGGCGGGGACCCGAUAUGUGCCCUGGACGGCAGGGACAUUCUAUGCCGCCCACCGGUAUUUAGGACUGCCCCGAAAAGGAUGGCAUAGAAUGAACGCCGUCCUUAAGGGAUUAAAGGAACACUUAAUGCACUAUAAACUUAACAGAGUGUGAUUGUAGUUAUGGUGCCAGGAAUCCCCUGGGCCACACUUUUGUGCUGCUACCUGUCUCCUCUCUAGUUAGAAUCUCUUAGCUCUGAGUUAAGCCCAGAUGAGCAGUUAAUUGGAUGAAAGCAAUCAAGAGAGACAAUGGAAGCUCCUAACAGGAACUUCCUGCUGAAAUGAAAAGGCAGAGUGGGGUGCUCAGUGAACCCAAGGUAAGAAGUUAAAUUGUUAUAGUUGAACUUCUUACUUUAGGGAAGUGCACCAAGACACUUCUAGCACCAUAUCCACUAGAAAAUGUUGCAGUAGUUAUGGUGCUUAGAGUGUUCAUUUAACCAUUCUUACUCCAUAGCCUGUGAGAAAAUAUUGCUUCUUCAUGAAUGUUUGUACUUAGACAAAUAUACCUGCUCCACAAUGACCAAAAUAUUCUUCUGCGAAGAAUGACUUCUAAGUGACAAGAAUACUACUUGAAGAUCAAAGUUGUCUCACAUUGUUUAACAUAUUCUGUUCCUUUUUAGGGUGGAAUGAAAGCUGUGAUCUGGACAGAUGUCUUUCAGGUGCUAGUAAUGCUUUCAGGAUUCUUUGCUGUUGCUAUCCGCUGUACCAUACUUGUUGGUGGAGUGUCUGAGGUUCUGGACAUUGCAGGGAACAAUUCACGGAUAAACUUUGGAGAGUACGUAAAAAGUCCUACUAUUAACAAAAUAUAUGACAUUUAGAGAUCUAAUGGACUACAGGUCUGAUAGCUUGAUAAAGACCCGGUAGGGUCAAAACCUUGCUGCUUUUGCCCCAAUAAAGCGUUUUUGUUAUCCCGGAGUGCCUGAACCAUUAUUUAUUCUGCAUAUUUUAGAAGGGAGGCCUGGUCAUGUCUGGCUUCAGAGCACCUGGGUUAUUUGGUGAGUGCGGUACAUCUCUACUAUUGAUAGUCACAUCAGGCCUUGACUGGCUAUUGUGCAAACAGGCAAAUAUCUUAUAAGCUACAAAAGAUCAUGGGUCCGAUGAUCAAUUAGGGUCAUCAGGAAACCUCCACAACUGACCUUGUUAAUCUGCAGCUAUGUUAUGUGUGACUAUAGAAUCACAUGCGGAUUCCUUUUGGUUCUCAACUCCACUCACAAUAGAAAUUAAGAUGACCAUGCAUGAAACAGCAUAUGCCUUUAUAGUCACACAUAUCAUGACUGCAGGAGGCAGUGGAGAAGACAGCAAAAUGUAAGGAUCCACAUGUGCCUAUUUUAUUUCCCAGUCCGGUCCUGGGUAAUACCUGAAUGCAGUCCAUGUAGGUAUAUGGAAUCAAUACAAUCUGGUCAAUUUACUAGUGGCCAGAAAAUAAUGGUGCAUCUGAAAAGUCAGUAAAGAGAGCCUUGAUACUAGAGUUCCCAAACUAACAUAAGAACAAAAGCAGUGGACUGAUUUUUGUAGUUCCUGUAUAAAAAGAUAUAAAUAUAUUAGGCAGUGGCAGAACUAAUAUAUACAGAGCCCUAGUGCAAGAAUUAUUUUUAGACCCUUCUAUAGCGCAGUGGUUUCUAAAAGGUAGAUCCCCAUCUGUCAUAAAACUCCCACGAUGCUAUCCCAGCUGACAAUCUACCAUUUACCUUGCAGGCUUAUAUUUGUGAGUAGUAUCUGUGUAUUUGAAUGUAAGCAUGUUUUUGUAUGAAGUGUGUGCAUGUGUAUGUAGUAGUGCGGUCUCAUUCGCCCCGCGACUAUGCCUCCUGACUAUGCCUCCACUCCAACUCCUUGCACAGGCUCUCUAUGUAGCUAGAAUGAAGGGAUCUGCACUCUCUGUAGCUGGGAGCAAUUGACCUUUAUCCCAGCACUGCCAAUUUGAUGGGGUUAGAUUGUUUAGAAAUGUCCAAAUGUGCAGGAGCCAAUCGAUGAUCCCACAGCGUGCGCACCCCGGUGCAGUCAUUGGCAGUAGUCUCUCUGCUGAUAUAAGGUUCCAUUGUCAUGAGGGGAUGACCUCCCCUGUUCCUCCACCCUUUGUGCAGGUUAAUGGAGGCUAAACUAAUAAGGUAGGGCAUUCCCUCUCUAAUAAGUAUGGGACUAGUGGCAUCCAGUCCAAUAGUCCUCUAUGUGUGUGUCAAUGGGUAUGUGUAAGUGUGUAAGUAUAUAUAUUGCAGUGUAUGUGUAUAUGUGCAUAUAUCCCAUCAAUCAAAUUACAACAGAUAGCACCCAUCUAUCUAGAAGACCUAAAGCCUGUAGUCACCACCAUAUAUAUUUAAGAUAUACUUUUCCUCCUUCUAUUAAAUAGCAUACAGGGUUAGGAAGUAUAUCCUUAUGAAAAUAAAAAUAAAAUGAAAAUGAAAAAUAAAUAUUUUUUUUUAGUUGAGAUAAUUUAGGGCUUUUUAAGUUUACUGUAAAAUAUAAUAUAUUAUUAUAUAUGAACAUAAUGCCACCAAAUUUAUCAGGCUUUUGUGGUACUUUGAGCGCCACAGUGUAGUUUUAACAUUAACAAAUAUGUUCUCAAAAUCUGUAGCACAUUGUAUGUAGUUUUGCUAUUUAUUAGAAAAGGCUUUUCUGACAGAUAUUAUCCAUAUUGUCUUUGUUUUGAUGACCCAUUCUUACAAAAAUCUUCAACUGUAACAUUAAUAUAUAACAAAUAUAUAGUGUAUAUUCACUUUAUUUGACUCUUUUUGAUAUCAAAGGGCUUUCCAGCAGACAGAGAAAGGCAGCAAACUAUUUACUAUGGCUAUUUCCAGAGGUCUAAAAUAUAUGUAUCUCUUCCAAAAAUUGAGGACAGCCUGUGAUAGCAUGGCAUCUCAAUUUCGAGUCCUAAUCAAACGUCCUAAUUAUGUCUUCCAGUGGGCCCCAAUUGUUGGAAACCCAUGGUAAUUUAGUUAUCUCUUCAACAAAAUCAUGUUCAAGCAUACCUAGGUCUCCGGUGUCUCCAGGAAGAAGCAAUAACUAAUAAUAAUAAUCAUUUUUUUAUAUUUUUAUACAGCUUUGACCCAGACCCACGCCGGCGCUACACUUUUUGGACUUUUCUUUUUGGCAGUACAUUCCUCUGGUUGUCCAUGUACGGAGUCAACCAGGCCCAGGUUCAGCGAUACGUAGCAUGCAAAACUGAACAUGAGGCAAAGCUGUGAGUCAUUCUUAUAUUAAUGAAAGAUUGCAUUUGCAACAUGGCACGUGUUGCUUGUCUAUUCAAUUGUUUUUAGUCUUGCUUGUUAUGCAGAGUGUUUUUUGAAACUGGUAUAUUGCUAAUGGUAGGGCUCAAAAAGUCAUAUGCUACUAGACAGGCCUAAAAAUUACUGCAAGCCUAGAGAGUCCAUGGAACACUCAUUGUUGGAAUUUAACCUGCCAAUGGAUCAUAAAAGCCUUAUCCAGAAGCCCAAUUACAUAAUGAAGACAUGUGAAUUGCCAACUAUUAAAAUAAAGCAAGAGUAUGUAAUAGCAGCAUAAGUAUCUGCAUUUGUGACAAAAAAAACCCACUUUUUAUAAGAACCAAUUAAACAAAACAAUUACCUAUGUAAACAAACAUCUGAGAAGGUAUUGCUCAGUUCAAAAAGUACAAAUCAAUCUAUUUACGCCUACAUAUGGAUUUUAUACACAUUGUUUUGGGCAGUGCUAUUGUUUCUGAUCUUUUUCUCAUACAAUUGAAAUAUAUAGAAACAUGCAAGUCAUGACCUAAGUGAUAAAGAAACUACUUUAUCUUUGUUUGCCAUUGGUCUGAUAUUUGUUGUCGUUCUUAAGAAAAUUAAGUUACUGGAUACAAGAGAAUGGUAGAUUUGUACUUUGUGAGGUGGUGUGUUUGAAACAUUUCAUGUCUGACAAAUGAGACUGUCAUUCCUUCAACCCACAGUUAUUAAUUUCUCCGUAUUGGCAUAAAACAUUGUUCUGUAAUGCUUAUCAGUGAAGUAUACAAGAGAUAAAGGUAGAAAGAGAGUAGAAAAAUAUAUUUUUCAGAAUAGACCCAGAAUAUGGGCAGACAUGAUAUUAUGCCGCUGUGAGCAGAGUUAACAGAGAGCCUGAAAGAAGCAGCAUGGGCUUCUAAUAAGGGAUUACUAGGGCUAGUUGGGGGAGGUUCCCUGAUCUCCCCAGUUGGCCAUCAGCCCAUGGCCAUUGUGUCCUACCAGAUAUUUGCCCAUUUUGUACUAUGACCAGUGAAGCAAUAAUUUAUCUAUAAGAAGGUCAAGACUUGAGAAGUUAAGAGCUCUAUUAAUGAGAGCACAGUAGUAGAGAUCCUCAACAACACUGCCAUUUUGUUAAAGGUUUACUCCAAACAUAAUGACCACUUCGGAGAUUUGAGAAACAGAGAAACACUGUAUAAACAGAAUUAUUUAAAGAGCUUUGAUGUUGGAAGUGUAAUUCCACCACAGGUAGGGUCAUUAGUGAACCCAAAACGAAAGUUCUAGACUGUCUGAUGUUAAUUCUGUGCACAAAGGAUGUUUGUUGUCAUAGCAUGAUAAUGCUGUUCAUAAAAGGCAUCUGUCAUCAAAGCAUGCGGAUGACCAAUGAUGGCACUCCUUUCCCUUCCAUGCCACCCAAGUCCUCCUUCAGCCUGGCCUUUUUGGGCAGGGCACUCUUAACAGCAUUAUAGACCCCUGGGCAGAGCAGUGCCCUGGGGUCCUGCCUACACAACCACUCACGGGAAUAAAAAUGUAAAUUAUAAAUAAAGCUAAUCAUAUAUUUAUUGGUACCGCCAACAAAAUCAGUGUUUAACGUUAAAAAAACAUGCUGUACAGCAAAGAUUAAUCUUCACAACCGUUUGGAGCUUUGAAGCUGACAAACAAGAAAUUCAACAUUAAAAUGGUACUCAGUUGGUAAAUCAUUCAGACAGAGAUAGCACAGUACAAAAUUAACCCAAAAAGUUGGUGCACAAAACAAACAUAUACAAACUUGAUGAUACUUAUAAACAGCAUUAUUUUAUAGUUACUUGUGUGUACCUUUAAGACUAAAUAUAGGAACAUCUAGUGCAGAGUAUCGACACACUUAAAUCAUGAGUUUUGUGGAUCCACCAGGCAUAAACUGGACCGCAGACAGAGACUGUUGGUAUUCGUGAUUCCUUUAUUAUUUCUCAAGUAGAGUUAAAAACAUUUAAAAAAAAAAAUAUUAAAAUCCUUUGAAGGCUUUAUGUAUCUCUUUAGUCACUUAGUGUUUCUUCCCCUCUCACAGUCUUGUCUCACCUUACAUGCAUAAUGCGUUUCUCUCCACCCUGGAGCUUUGCCAAAUGCAUCAGCGUUUUAAUGCACUUGAGAAAUAUAAAGGCUUCACGAAUACCAACAGUCUCUAUCUGCGGUCCAGUUUAUACCAGGUGGAUCCACAGAACUCAAGGAGUUUGAUCCCAGCAGGGCUUUUAAAGUGGCACACAAUCCACUUAUAGCCAGUGAGUUUAAAAACAUAUAAUCAGAUAAAAUUGUAUGGUAUCAAAGUGUGUAGAUGCACUGCACUAGAUGUUCUUAUAUUUUUGUCUUAAAGGUCCAAUACAAGCAACUAUAAACAAACUCUUUAUAUAAGUAUCAUCAAGUUUGUAUAUGUUUGUCGUGCGCACCAACAUUUUGGGUUAAUUUAUAUAUGGGGGAUAUUUGCAUAUACUCUUUGUUGGCUGCUGCAAUUUUGUCACAAUAAGCACACAUUGGUUGCUAUUUAUAUUUGAAUUGCACUCUAAAUUGAUAGGUCACAUGGUUAUUCUUGCAAUUGUAUUGUUUGCACAAGAAAGUAUUUUUUUUUGCACAAAAUAUUUUGCACUUUACAAAGACAUCCAAAUAUUUUGCACUUGAAAGGGAUAUACACCUAAUUUUUAUUUCACAGUUUUUUUAUAUUGUUAAAUAAUUGUGAGCACUUAUUUUUGGUUGUUAACAGUACAAAAUUACUAUAAAUUAUUUAGUAUUAAUCAAGAGAUCAACACAAACAUAACAAGAGUUACAAUUGUAUGUAAAGGAUAAAGAAAGAUUAAAUAAAAUAGAUAAGCAUAAAUAUAGGCUAAUAGUAGCAUAAUAGCUAUAUAGUAGCAUUAUUGUAUUGUUUAGCUUUCUCCAGAUAUCUGCAAAGAUUUUUGGGUAGAUUAAUUAGUGUGUCAGCUUGGUCAUGGUAGUGGUCAGAAGAUAGCACGUGGCGCCCAUUAUUGGAGUAACACACUGGCUCUGGUUGUUCUUGGUUCAACACUGUGUUGACUUGUUGUAGAAUUGGCGGUAGGGCCUCUAAGAUGUAGAUGGGGAUCAACCCCCGCCGGUCUGCGGGGGCGGGGGGAGAAUGUGGCAAAAGUCUGAUUUUGUGUGAAAUCAGACUUCCUCGGUCUGGGAGAUCGAUCGUCUCUCCUGUCCAAUGUAUUUGCUAGGCCUCCUGUCCAAUGUAUUUGCUAGGGCUUACAAUGGUAAACAUGGUUUUCAACUGCUCCAAAGAAGACCGUCCAGGUCUGGAUAAAAGUAAGUCUCUACCAGUUGCUAAAUGAGAAUGCUGAGAGGCGAUAAACCCAAUAAAAUUGAUAGCUAAAUGAGGAGUUCUCUCAAGACACAUCUAUCCAAAAUGAAGGUUAGGACCUGCCACCUAGUUAUUGUUUUUAACAAAAUAAAACUUAAGUUCUCUGUGUGCAGGGAGGCUUUGUGUGGGGAAUGACUGUGUGUGUGUGUGUGUGUGUGUCACUGUGUGUGUAUUAUGUGCCUGUGUGGGUGGUUGUGAGGGAUGUAGCUGUGUGUAAUGGCUGUGUGUAAUACAUGUGUUUUGGCUGUGUGAAUAGCUGUGUGUGAGGUAUGGUGGUGAGUAUGUAAUUUGUAGUAGGCAGUGUGUGGAUAGACUUUGUUUGUUGUGUCCUCCUCACACCUUCUCAUAAUUUUACAAUAUUGAUUAAUGAUAAAAUUAAUAUAUAUGCUUACCUUUAGGCAGGGGUCAAUAAUCCUGAUAGGAUUGUGGUUCAGGGCUGUAAAUUGUAACCAUUGUUGUACUCCAUUGUGGUCCAGUGGGAGUUUGUGUCCUGUCCCUAGUUUUUUUGUUUAGAUUUUGGUCCCGCUACCUAGUGGUACUGGGGCGAUCUAUGCCUAGCUUCCUGGUGGUACGGGAGCAUCUUGUGGUCUGCACUUUCAGCAAGUGCAGAUGAUUGUAAACACUCCUUCCAGUCUGGGAUCUCAAAGGGACAUUUAAAGUGAUCUACAUCAAGUUGAGUUCCAGACCACGAAAUCAGAUACAUUGCAUCCCCUCUGCUCCACCUGUAUUAUGUGGUGACUUUGCACACCCUGAGGCUGAAUUAAAAGGCCCAUGAUACCUCAGCUGAUCCUUUAGCUUAUUGUUUGGCUCAUAAAGUCAGGCACAUCCAAAGGUGACUGACUAAUUUCAGUGAUCAACCAAUGAUUCCUAUCCAGAUAUGACUAAACUGGCAUUGGCACUGCAUUUGAGGUGAAAGUGGUCUCUGGUUGCCAGAGACAGAGACAAUUUUUAUAAAACUGCUCCCAUACAGUUUGAAGAAGAACCAGAGGAUGGAGGAAAGUACUGUAUGGUGCAUGUUCACUAAUAACAUUGACUCAUCAACAAGAAGUGUAAACUAACUGGAAACAGCCAUCUUAUUUAUCCACAAAAAAAAUGUUUGCAAUAAAAAAAAAAAAGAGAGAAAUAAUGUUAUUUUUUACAACAUUGGAACAUAUUUAACUGCUGAAUGCAGCUGUGUGCAUUGUUAGAUAACAUUUUCCAUAGUAUCUAUAAUGCAACAUAUCAAGAAUCACGAUUGCUAAUAAGACUAGAUGACAUCAUUGAUUUAAUAGCUAAUGUAUAUAUUUAUAUUUAUUAUUAUAUUUAUAUAUUAUAUUUAUAUUGUGAUUGAUUUGAUUUUGCUGCACAAUAUAUAUAUUAAAUUUAUUUUUUCUCUCACCCCUCCUGGGUGUUAUGUUUAUUCCUCAUUCUCGGGUGCUCUAUCAGAGGCCUGGGAGUUUGAGGGUUCUGCGCAGUAUCUUAGCUGUUCCUAGAACUGCACUCUUCUGGACAGCGAUCUCAGAUGUCCCACCUGGAAUCUGUUGAAGCCACUCCCCCAACUUGGGAGUCACAGCCCCGAGUGCUCCUAUCACAACUGGGACUACUACUGCCUUCACUUUCCACAUCCUUUCUAGUUCUUCUUUCAAAAGAAGGAUCAUGAGAAGGUGAACAAAUACCAAGGACUGAAAGAAUAUAAUAUAACAUGUGGCGGCUGAGAAAUAUGCAGGGACGAGUUUUUUGGUUAACUUUCAGAUUAUAAUAGGGACCAACCGGCACAUGCACCCUCCCUGUUGUGUUAGAUUCACCAACUUUAAUUUAAAUUUAAAUUUUCCACUGGCUCUCUGGAUAUGCAGUAGAUUUCCAGGAAUUACACUUUAAAAUGUGACUUCUCUUGUAGAACUCAAGCUACUAGAAAGCAACUGUCUCACUUAACCCCUUAAGGACCAAACUUCUGGAAUAAAAGGGAAUCAUGACAUGUCACACAUGUCAAAUGUCCUUAAGGGUCACUGUAGUCACCAAAACAACUUUAGCUUAAUGAAGCAGUUUUGGUGUAUAGAACAUGCCCCAGCAGCCUCAUUGCUCAAUUCUCUGCCAUUUAGGAGUUAGAUCACUUUGUUUAUGAACCCUAGUCACACCUCCCUGCAUGUGACUUGCACAGCCUUCCUAAACAUUUCCUGUAAAGAGUCAGCUAAAGUGUAUCCUUUCUUUAUUGCAAGUUAUGUUUAAUUUAGAUUUUCUUAUUCCCUGUUAUGUUAAUAGCUUGCUAGACCCUGCAAGAGCCUCCUGUAUGUGAUUAAAGUUCAAGUUACAGAGCAAGAGAUAAAAUAGUUUACGGUAAAUUACAUCUGAUUGAAAGUGAAAAUAGUUUUUUUUUUAUGCAGGCUGUGUCAAUCAUAGCCAGGGGAGGUGUGGCAAGGGCUGCAUAAACAGAAACAAAGUGAUUUAACUCCUAAAUGGCAGUUAACUGAACAGUGAAACCUGAGAGGCAUGAUCUAUACACUAAAACUGCUUCAUAAAGUUAAAGUUGUUUAGGUGACUAUAGUGUUCCUUUAAUUAUUUAGUGAUAUCUAGUCGCUUAUUAAAUACAUUGUUAUUCACAUAUUGCUAACAAGUUACUUUUGGGAUAGCCUGUGUUUCUCUAUGAUUUUUUUUUUUCAAUAUAUCCACUUUAGGAGUAACCAACUUGUUUUAUAUUUUACUUUCUAUGUAAAUAUUUUCAUUAUUAGUGGCACUACUAUUUUUGUAUUGUAAAUAAGUAUUUAAAUGAUAAGGAUUAUUUUUAAUUUUAGAAAUAAAAGUAAUUUUUUUAAACUCAUGUCUCACCACUAUCUUCUAUCUAUUUCAUUUGGAUUUAGAUUUCAGUGAAUGUAAUACCAUUAUCAGACAUUCUGUUAGAAGUGCAUCACCGUCCCCCUUCCCCAUCAGUAGUUUAGUGGUUUUAGUUCAAUGAAUUUUGAGUAUGUCUCUGCUCUUAGGGCAAUUCUAGUGAAUCAAGUGGCUCUCUACUUCAUCGUGUCAAGUGCGGUCAUCUGCGGCAUUCUAAUGUUCACAUAUUUUCUGAACUGUGACCCUCUUCUGGCUGGAUAUGUUUCUGCGCCUGAUCAGGUAUUAUUACUACUAUUUAUAAAGUGCCAAAUGUGGCACGAAAUUAACAUACAAAUAUAAGCUAUUAUACAAACAAUUAAAAUAGUUAUGUUUAAGCAAAUACAAUGUGAACAGUGAUUCCAUACAAAUGCUAGUUAAUUUAUAUAUAAAAAUGUUAUGCAUGCAGAGAAAAAAAAGACUAAAAGUGCUUACUAAUGAAUAUAUAUAUAUAUAUAUAUAUAUAUAUAUAUACACACACACACACACACACACACACACACACACACAGACAUAUACAAGCUAGAUGCAUUUUUGUACUGUGUUGUCACUCGAGAAAUCUAUGCAAUACAAUGGAAUAUAGCUGUUUUAAAUAACAAACAAACACAAUUAAAUCAAAUAAAAACAAUAUUUUGCCCAGAAAAGUCACAAGAAAAGAUUUGUGCCUUCCUUUUUAUGACUCUAAAACAUGUAAUAGUAAAUAUGUCUAAUACUUAUUAUUUCAUUAUUACGUGUCUGGCCAGACCUAUUCGUUUGAUGGUAUGAUAUCGGUUCUCUAUUUAGACAUAUUAACCUAGCCUGUGUCUGCUUGUUCAUGUUAUAAGAACAAUGAAAAAAAACAAAAAAUGACUGAACUACUAUGCAAUUUUUGUACAUUGUGUUUUGUCAAUCUUCAUUCAUGUAAUGUCUCUAUCCACACCUCAAUAAAACCAAGAUAGAAAAAAGAAAAUAUGCCUAAUUAUAAUGGAGUAAUAUUAUUUUAAAAUCAAUGCUAAAUUAAAAAAAAAAAAAUGUUUUUUCAGAAAUGUUUUUGUUGAGGACUGAUUUAGAAACCACUGCCUUAAACCAGUCAUUUCAAUGUGAGCAUCGAGGUAGAGCUGGCCAAUCACAGUGCCUUUUACAUGUGACACACGUGUUCAAAUAACAUUUUCUUUAAAAUCAAUGUAAUAUGCCAAAUUUGAAAUCAAUGGAAUCUGCCAAGAGUUGUAGUGAGCCAUAGGAGACAGCUUAAAUGGCAGUGGUGACACUGAAUAAGAAAAAAAAUUCUGCAGCAUUAUUUCUCAUAAACGUAACUUUGAAUUACUUACAGUAUAUGCCAUAUAUGGUGCUGGAAAUUUUUGAUCAUUAUCCAGGGCUUCCAGGUCUCUUCCUUGCCUGUGCAUACAGUGGAACAUUAAGGUGAGAGUUUGCAUCAUUAAAAUACCAAAAACAAAAUACGCUUUUGUAUUUAUAAAGUUGGCUUAAUUUUACAACACGUUUUUAAAAAUUGUAUGUUUAUUAUUCUAGCACAGCAUCUACAAGUAUCAAUGCAAUGGCAGCAGUAACAGUUGAGGAUCUAAUUAAGCCAAGGUUCCCACAAAUUUCAAUGAAAAAGCUGACCUUCAUUUCAAAGGGACUUUGUAAGUGUUCUAUGCUCAAACAGACAAAGGGGCACGCCAUACAACUACUCUUCUGUGCAAUGGGUUGGAUUUAGUUGGAUUUAUUAUGGAUUUAUUUUCGUGCAACCAUUUUAUAUUUGCUGAUGAGAUUGAUUGCCAGCAAACCUUCUUUUUUUUUUGUUAUAUUUUUACUUUUAUUUUUCAAAAGUAUAUUUUUUAAUACGUUACUUUCAUUAGACAUCAAAAAUGUGAUUCCUCUCAAGCCUUGAGGACUCCUUCAAAUGACAUCUCUCCUUGUGCCCAUUUUGUUACACCCAUUCACAAGAAAGGUAGUACUGAGGAGUCAGGCAACUAUAGGUUUACGUCAGUAGUGGGGAAAGUGAUGGACACCAUGUUAAAGGGUAGGAUUGUUGAACAUCUAAAAUCACUUCAAUAUCAGAGACAACAUGGGUUUACGUCAGGGAGAUCAUGCCAAACUAAUCCUACUGAUUUUUUUGAUUGGGUAACUAAAAUAAUAGAUCAGGGUGGUGCAGUAGACAUUGCUUACCUAGAUUUCAGUAAGGCUUUUGACACUGUUGCACAUAGAAGGCUUAUCAAUAAACUGCAAUCUUUAAGUUUGGAUUCCAAUAUUGUUGAAUGGGUAAGGCGGUGGCUGAUUGACAGGCAACAGAGGGUUGUAGUCAAUGGAGUAUAUUCGAAGCUUGGACUUGUCACCAGUGGGGUACCUCAGGCAUCUGUACUUGGACCCAUUCUCUUUAAUGUUUUUAUUAGUGAUAUUGCAGAAGGCCUUGAUGGUAAGGUAUGUAUUUUUGCUGAUGAUACAAAAGUUUGCAAAGUUUGCAACCGGGUUGAUGUUCCAGGUGGGAUAAGCCAAAUGGCAAAUGAUUUAGGUAAACUAGAAAAAUGGUCAGAGUUGUAGCAACGGACCUUUAAUGUGGAUAAGUGCAAGAUAAUGAUCCAAGGGAAGAGUAUAGAAUAUUUUAUACCCUACUAACCUCAACAUGGAAAGGGAUUUAGGAGUAAUUAUUUCAGAUGACUUAAAGGUAGGCAAAUAAUGUAAUAGAGCAGCAGGAAAUGCUAGCAGAAAGGGGGAUAUGAUAGAAACAUUUAAAUACAAAAAGGGAAUCAACACAGUAAAGCAGGAGACUAUAUUUAAAUGAAGAAAAACUACCACAACAAGAGGACUCAAAUUAGAGGGGUAAAGGGUUUAAAAAUAAUUUCAGGAAGUAUUACUUUACAGAGAGGGUAGUGGAUGCAUGGAAUAGCCUUCCAGCUGAAGUGGUAGAGGUUAACACAGUGAGGGAGUUUAAGCAUGCGUGGGAUAGGCAUAAGGCUGUCCUAAACUUACGAUAAGGCCAGGGAAUUAGAAAGUAUUUCUAAAAUUGGGCAGACUAGAUGGGCUGAAUGGUUCUUAUCUGCCGUCACAUUCUAUGUUUCUAUUUUCGCAGAAAAACAUUAUAUCUCUGCCUCUUUUAAUCUAUUCUAUCUGAUUUCCAUCUUAGUUUUGUUAAUUGCACUAUUAAAAUCAAUGCAAAUUAUGACAGUACAUGUACAUUAAUUAGUGAUCUACCUUUUGGCAACUCCUGUCACAUUCCAUCUCCAACCAUCUCCAACCAUAUCACUUCAAAUCUCCCUGGAUUUCAUCUCUAACAUUUCAUCUUUCAUGUUCUGUGCACCCCACACUAUAACCAUUCCACAACCUCAUGUCAUCAUCAGACGUGUCUUUCUCUUAUCUCAGGUUCCAAAUAUGAAAAUGAAGAAUUUUUUUCAGUCAUUCUCCAUAAUGUAAAUUAAAGGGAAUUCUAAGAGAAUUUAAUUUUAUAGUCCAAAAUAGCCAAAUGGGAAUUUGUGAAAAUGGAAUUAAAUAUUAUUAAUGUCCUCAUGUUAUUGGUACGUGACACAGUGCAGACAUUGGACACCCUUGGGUAUGCAAGCAGCUUUCCCAAUACAGGAAUUAACCAAGCCAUUUUAUGUGAAGCCUAAACCUCUUGCAGCUUGGCAACAUAACCAUUAGUAGUUCCUUCUUUAGGAAAGCAUAUCAAUUAAACUGUUAAUAGCUUUCCCUCCCUGCACCUUGUUAACCCUCCCUGCUUCCUGUCAUGCAGCUGUGUCAUCCAACACACUAACCAUUGACUGUAAACUAUUCCAGUGACCUACCUUCACGUACAUGAAAUACAUCCCACCUUUAGCACUUGUGCCACUUCAGCCAACCCUCUCUAGAAUGUAAGCUCGUUUGAGCAAUGCCCUCAACCCCUCAGAGCUGGAUUAACAUAGGGGCUGCAGGGCCCCGGUGCAAAAAUUGCCGUGCCCCCCCCAUAUGUCUACCCCUUACCUCAUAUAUCCCCCCCCCCCCAAACAUGCAAAAAGAUACACAUACAUGUAGACACAAACAUACAUACAGACACACAAACUCACACACACAAACACACACACAUACAUAAAGAGACCCAUACAUACAGACAUACAGACACACAUACAUACACACACACAGACAUGAAGACAAACACAUACAAACACACAGACACAUACAGACAUACAAACACACAUACAGAUAAACAUACACACAGAGACUUAUUAUUAUUAUUAUUAUUAUUGCCAUUUAUGUAGCGCCAACAGAUUCCGUAGCGCUUUCUAUACAUACAGACAAACACAGAGACACAUACAUACAGACACACACAGAGAUACAUACAGACACACAAACACAUACACUAACACACACACAUGCAAAAUGUUUAAGUCAUCCUCCCGUUUCCUACCUUUUAGGUGCAGGAGGGUGACUUUCCAUGGGGUCUAAUGGCACAGGCUAAUGGGAGUCAGAGUUCCUACUCUGACUCCCUCCUCUCCUUCCUCACGCGCAGCUCCCAGUGGUUGCUGGUAGGGGUGACUGGGGCUGUAACUUCCUCCCAGCGUCUGACAUCAUCAUUAAAAUCGAUGCAAAUUAUGACAGUACAUGUACAUUAAUUAGGGAUCUACCUUUUGGCAACUCCUGCCACAUUCCAGUGUUAAAGCACAGCGCUGACUGGGCCACCUGGAAAUUAAUUUCCAUCGGACGGUCCUAACAGCAUGAACAUGCGGCCCCGGCGGUUACACCAUGCGGACAGGGGCCACAACACAUGGCAGCAGGCACCUGGUCGCAAGUUUCCGCAGGGUGGCUGGGCCCCCUGGAGUGAAAGACGCGGUCGCAGCUGCUACUAGGCCCUUUUUUUUAUAUAACUACUCUUCACAUGCUCUUGGUUAAGUAUGGAAACUAAAGAGGGAUGUAGGGGAACAAAUCUUGUGUGGACUGGGUAACAAUGAAAUUAGUUAAGGUAAAGCUGACUUUGCGCACUAUGCAAAUGCUCUUGCUGCUUCAGUCUCUCUAACACUGUGGCAUGUUCCCUUUCUUCUACACUCACUACAUACACCUUUCCUCUGUCCCAGAUUGUAUAACAGGAGCUUCUGAGCUUCUGCCUGCUAGUAAAAAGGUAAGAGAGGAGUGGACAAGUGAGUAGUAGGGGACAGUCCUUAGAAAGCGUGGAGUUAGCACAUCAUUAGACACAUUAAUGCCAAGUCCAGGGUGCUGUCUGCAUGGUAUGCCCUGGUUUGCUGGCCAGCAUUUACACCAGGUUGACCACCUUUUUCCCUCACCCACCGACAUUCUGCUUCACUGGACCUGCUUACUUGAAAGAUGACAGUGAGAAAUUAGCAUAGGGUCAUUUUCUGAUAGCUAUAUCCUGUGAGCUUUCCUCCAGCACCACCGCCACCAGAUACAUGAUGCUUGGGAGGUAUGACUUUUAAUGUUUUCUGUCGAUAGGAUUUUGUAAUUAGGCCCAUCAUAAUUGUAAGCACCAGGCCCAAUUGUCUCUUAAUCUUGCAAGCCCUCUGUUCCUGUGCUUCCAGCUCAUCUUUUUGCAAUUACAUGUUUGUUAGUCCACCUAUUGUAUAGCGCUACAGAAUUUGGGGGUGCUUUAUAAAUAAUAAGAGAUAUGGCAUAUGCAAUCUUUUCUAGUGGUCUCAUUGGCAGAAGGCAUUUAGCCUGCAUGUUCCUCUAGCAGGCAGAUUAAAAAUGGAAUAAUUACUUACACUGAUACAUUAGUUUUUACAUUGGUUCUUUUUAUUAUUUUAUUUUGUUAAUCUUUGCUUAUUUUUUUUUCUUACUAAUUUCUGUCUAUAACGUGUAAAAGUUAAUGUAAUUUUGUAUGUUUUCUCUCUCCCUCUUAGCUUUGGUUUACGGAUGUUCAUGUAUUAUUGUAGCCGCACUAUCUUCUCUUCUUGGGGGUGGAGUGCUUCAGGUAAUGAUAACCUUGAAAUAGUAAUUUUUCUCCAUUGCAAAGUAUAUGUAUGAAAUUAAAGUAGUAUAUCAUUAAGAAUUUGCUAUUAUAAAUUCCCAACUAACUUAAAAUUAAUGAAUUGUAAAAAAAUUUAAUUGAAAUUUAAAUUAAAAUUGAACCAUAUAGCCUCUCUCCUCAAAAAUCAGCUAUUUCAAAAUCAAUACAUUUUACCUUCUCUAAAUACUUUUAUCAGGAUGAUAGCAUUUUCUCAAAAGGUCCUAAUCACUCAUUAAAGUCACAGGGACCUCAGUGUCAAUUAAAAAGACCACUGUUGUUCUAGCAGUCACGUUACAAUACAAAGUAUUUUUUUUUUAUACAUAAAAAAUUACUAAGACCACAAUGGAUCAAUUUUUUUUUUUUAAUGUAAACAUGACAUUUUCUGUAUAUGCUUCUUUUUUUUUUACUGGAAAAUCCACCCAGUACCUAAACACUGAACAGUAACAAUGUAUAUGAAGUAACUUUUUGUAAAACAAGUAGGUGGACUGUGUCUGUCUGCAGACAGACAGGUACAUAGAUAAAUAGAAUCUUGCUGUUCCCAUUGGCACGUGGGCAGAUCUGUAGGUUAAACAUAUUUCAGAAUGACAGCCUUUUUAAUUGAUGUAUUGGCAUCACACAGCAUGUCCUACUUAAAUUUAAAAAUAAAACACAAGAGAAAGUAGGUGUAGUUUCACAAUAUAUUUGACAACUUUUCAUCUACAGAAACUCGCCUGACAAUGUCAAACUAACUUUUUGGAGGUAGUUCCACUUGAGAAUUUAUUUUAGCUACACUUCUAAGCACCCCCCAUAUAUUGUUAAAGACCAAGGGGAAAUAAAAAAUGUUUCAGUGUAUGUGUUUUAUCAUUUAAACAGACUUUUCUACUUUCAACUCAGUGAGUUUCAAAUGAAUUUUUUUUCAUAUUAUUUUAUUACUUUUUUAAAAACUGAAUUUUUAUUUGUCUUCAAUUUUUUUAAACAGCCACUGAAACAGUGAAAUAACUGACAAUAGCCAAUACACUUCUUUAGCGGUUAUGAUUCAAGGAGUGACCAGAUACCAUAAACACUGUAAUCUGUCAAAACAAUUAAGCAUGACACUGACAACUGAACCCGGCCAGGAAUUUGCACUGCAUCUGGUCUUCUCAAUUCUAGAAGCUGAAUGUCAAUUUUGCUCAAGAGACAAACACUUUAAUUGCUGAGAGGACUUAGCUGAUACUCUUAGCAAAUGCAUGAACACCUACUUCAGCAUUCAGCUUCUCUUGAUUUUAUUUUUUCCACCAUCUGAUGGUCAGCCAUGGUAGACUCCCUUCACCAAAUAGAUCUUAAAGGACCACUAUAGUGCCAGGAAAACAUAUGUGUUUUCCUGGCACUAUAGUGCCCUGAGGGUGCCCCCACCCUCAGGGUCCCCCUCCCGCCGGGCUUUGGGGAGAGGAAGGGGUUAAACACUUACCUUUCUCCAUCGCCGGGCGGGGAGCUUUCCUCCUCCUCUCCUUCUUCCUAGCGACGUCAUCGGCUGAAUGCGCAUGCGCGGCAGGAGCCGCGCGCACAUUCAGCCAGUCUCAUAGGAAAGCAUUCAUAAUGCUUUCCUAUGGACGCUGGCGUCUUCUCACUGUGAUUUUCACAGUGAGAUGCACGCAAGCGCCUCUAGCGGCUGUCAAUGAGACAGCCACUAGAGGCUGGAUUAACCCUCAGUGUAAACAUAGCAGUUUCUCUGAAACUGGUAUGUUUAUAAAAAAAGGGUUAAUCCUAUCUGGACCUGGCACCCAGACCACUUCAUUAAGCUGAAGUGGUCAGGGUGCCUAUAGUGGUCCUUUAACCAACCUAAUACCUGUAAGAAGAGCCUCAUUGAUAAAUCCCAAAUUGCCAUGCUAUUAUUAUAGGUCAAUUGGAGAUUUUGCUCUCUAUCAGCUAUUUUAUCUAAAAUCCACAAUUUGGAUAUGAAUUCUUUACAAUUCAGUGUUUAGUGAAGAAACACUUAUUGUAUUAAGGUACACUAAAAUGUUUACUUGUAACAUGGUAACUUAAGUUGAAAAAACGUUUCUACAUUCCUGUUUGUGCCGUAAGUAAAAAACAGAAAGCAAAAUCCUUAUUGAAGUACCUUCCAGUAUAGCUAUAAUAACUGCAUGAGAUAUCAUUUGGCACUUUGCAUCUUUAGCCUCAUUGUUUUCCUUGGCUGUAGCAUUGAAAAAUAAAAUAAAAAAUAAAUCAUAUUCUCAUUUGCUUCUCUUUUGUAGGGUUCCUUCACAGUAAUGGGUGUAAUCAGCGGACCGUUACUUGGGGCAUUUAUUCUUGGAAUGUUUACUGUCUCCUGCAAUACAGCAGUAAGUUAUAUAUCAAUAGUUACAAUAUAUCUUAUCUGAUUUGUAGUGGGAUUCAAAAACAGGGUUUUUUAACUUCAAGUGUUACUCCAUCCAUCAUAGCCACUACAGCCUGAUGUAAUGGUUAUGAUGGUAGUAGUACCCUGGAGCUGUUCCCCAGUUUUACAAUGGUUUGUGUUCUUAUCUUGGCUCCUGUCAAGUGCUUAUCAUCCUGUUCCAUAGAAUUACAACAUCUUGCUCCUGCAGAGCUACAGAAGAGGACAGAUGCUAAUCCUACUGCUCAUUUAUUGGCUGAGAGCAUUAUCUGAGCACUCUGAGACAAUGAAUGAGUGUCUGUGCACAGAAUUGACAUUAUCCAAUGAUGCUGCCUGAGGUGGAGUGGAGUUACACCUCUGGCAGCAAAGGGUAAAACUCAAUAUGUGCAGAAUUUCACAGUGAAAAGUAGCACAUACAGACUCCAGGCACUAUGACCACUUCAAAUCACUAAAGUGGUCAUGGUGCCUGGAGUAACCCUUUAAAAGUUAAGAUGGGCUAUUAAAUGAGGCUACAUAUAGGCUUUCCCCAAGCUAUGCAAUAUAUAUAUAUAUAUAUAUAUAUAUAUAUAUAUAUAUAUAAUAGGUAAGUCGACCAAUCAUAGCUCUUCGACUGGGCAUACACAUCUUGGGAAAAACCCUUAUAUGGGGUUUUCUUAUCUUGCAAGCUUAUUCUGAGCCAAGCUCCCACGGGGCUCACAUGGAUUAUUAUAUUGUGUUGUGUUUUUAUUAUUGUUCUGCAAUCCAUUUUUUUCCUUGAAGCUGCACUGGAACAAUAUAGAUUUUUAGUUGGCCUUUUUUGUGGCUGAAGAAAAGAAGAUGAAAGAAUACAACUAAUGGUAACUAUGAUUUACUUUUUACAGUUAUUGGUUUUGCCCUCCCCCACUAUUUUUAGUGGCCUUUGGACAAUGUUAUAUAUUAAUUUAGAGCUGCUACUCACUGCCAAUCCAAUCGAAACAGCAUUGGCCGUUUUGGUUGCUUUGGGAUUAGGACAUGUGGAGGCUCGGAUUUCAGCUUUUCGGUACCAUGAUCACAAAACACAAAUUAAGCUGAAUAGUGAUUCUGCCAAAACUGAUUCUCCAAGUUUUCCAAUGUUUUUAAAAAAUUAAUGCAGACUUAAUAAAAAAACAAAAACAAAACUAAAGCUCUAAACAGAACCUGACAAAACAGACUCCUUGGAUACAGCUUUCUACAUCCUCAAUUUAACAAAUGCCAUUUGAAAAGUACCCAAUUGUGAGCAUAGGUGGGUCUGUCAAGAACAGAUUGUGCAUGUAAACCUUUCUGCAAUGUACUAAAGCACUGUGUUUUUGACAAGGAACCCAGUAGCAAUGGGGUUAAUGGAUUUCUAUCUAAUUUAUGUAGACAAUGUCUGAAUAAAUGAACACAAUAUGUGUUUUAAUUGCAUGCUACAGCUGUUCUCAUUUUUAUUUAUUCAUGUAUUGUUUCUGUCAGGGAGUGUUUUCAGGCCUUCUGGUUGGACUCACCUUGAGCCUCUGGGUGGCAGUAGGAGGUACUCUUUAUCCACCCACAGCAGAAAUGAUGGGAGAACUACCUAUGUAUGCAGAAAAAUGUCCCUUAUACAACUCUAGUCACGGAAUCAUCUAUGGCCCAGCCCCACCUCAAAACAUCUCAACUCCACUAGACCGGUAAAUAGUGUAAUAUGUCUACAUGUUUUGGGUAAACAUGUAUGUAAAAUACUUACCAUUGGAGACUGAAGGUAAAAUGUGAUGGGAAAAGUGGUUAGUAGAGUGGGAGUAGAUGUUAGCAGGUUGUAGAUUAUUGGUAAUUUACAACAUAGUAUCUCAAAGUCUCUGCUUGGUCAAAAUAAGCAAGUAUUCAGAAGAUUAUUAAAAAGGAAAAAUAUAUAAAAACACUAGAGUGGAAGCUGUAAGACCAGAAUUUAAGAUAGUGUGCACAGACUGUUAGUUUAUGAAGAUAGUUGAAGCAUUCCUACUAUAAUUUUUCCAGUUCCAAUAUUUUAAAAUUUUGAUUGAUUAUGAGACUAUAAUUCACUUUUAGUGAUGACUAGUAGACUAACUGGUAACCUACAAAGCCGGUCAAAGUCUAGCUGGACAUGGAAUCGGCCCAUUUACCAGAAAUCCCAAAUAGAAAGUAAUGGUCGAGCACACCACUUUAAAAUUGGAGUGAUUUUCACCAUUACUUCUUGUUUUGGAUUGCUGCUAUAUACGUGAUGACAGAACUGGGGUUACAUUGCUUUCACUAUCUGUGAGUAUCAUUACUUAGGCAUGGGCUGGCAACAUUUUCACAUUGACUAGUCACCAGAAAGACAAAAGCUCUGGAGUAAAUGGGUUUGUUUUAGCCUGUAAGUUUUGCAUAAUUUUACCUUUUUCUUUGGAAGUUGCUGAAUUUGUUCCUUUCUGCACAGAUCAGCCAUCACUGAAGAAUUCUACUCUCUGUCCUAUCUGUAUUAUGGCGCCCUGGGAACACUGAGUACAAUCUUAAUUGGUGUUCUGAUUAGCUAUCUGACAGGUGACACAUUUAACAUGUUACAUUUAUUAUGUAGUAUGGGUAUGCUUUAUAUUAAGUUCAAUUUAAAAUUAUACAUUUGCUAUCUCUACAUUUCUGGUGUAGGUCCUACCAAGAGGGAGGAUAUAGCCCCCGGUCUGUUGUGGUGGGAUCUUACCAAGCUUCCUUGCGGCUCAUCAGAGGAUAAAAAGAAAGCUUUGAAGAUAAAUGAUGAGGUGAGCACUUUACCACUGAGAAAAUUGGAAAAUUAUUAGAAUAUGAGUAACUGAAAAGAAAACUACCUCUGAGAAUACGGGAAUAUAAAUGGUGAUGUAAAUGGCAGAAUUAUACAAGCUGCAAGGGAUAUUAACCAACAAUUAAUAUAGAUGGUUUUUCAGUUGCAGUUUAGCAGCAAUCAUAACACAGUGGUUGGGGGAUAGUGGUGUGAAUGUGUGGCCUGAGGGUUUUGGUGGGAUAUAACAAGAACAAAUGAUGAUUGGAAGAGUAUGAUAAGAAGUACAGGAAAGAAUAACUAUUAUGUAGGACAAAGGUGGUAACACACUGAGAUAAAUAACAGGACUGGAAAAGGUAUUAGAACUAAUAGAAAUCGAGGACUGAAAGAAGGUCAAGUACAGUGUGCUUCAGUAGAAAUAUAAACAAGGCACCAUUUGUGGUUUCUAGAGGAACUGCUGGGAAACUAGAGUUAGGAAUGAAAGUGAAAUGACUAAUGAACUAAAUCUGAUAUUCUUUAGGUCUCUCUCUCAAUGAAAGACAGCUCUCUUCCCUACUCUCCAAAAAUACCAAAUUCACUAUUGAACUCUGAGACUAAAAGUUUCCUGCUUACUCAAAAAUACGCUCAACCAUUGGAAAAUGAACCUUGUCAGCUAGAAAAGUCUACCUCCUUCUCCUCAACUAUACAUCAUUUGGACAAAGAUUCAUGCAUAUAAGACUGAGCAAUACUUUCUGCUCCUUUGAGACUAGACAGAAGAUAUUAAAAGACUGGAUCCUGCUUAGUAUGAAUAAGCAUUCAAGGAGGUUAAUUGUCCUAAUCUGAGAAUUUUGUUUGUCAGGUCCAUUGAUUUUCAUGUAGCAAUUUUUUAGCUAUUUUAUUGCACUUUUCACAAAAAGAGACUGUUUCAUGUUAUGUUCCAGAUUGAGACUAUUAAAGGGCAUUGUCCUAGUGGAAAACUGUAAGUGUUAUGCCACUUUUGGGACUUUUUCUAUCCUUCACUUUUACUUAUAUCAUCUCUUAAAUCAAUUAAUAUAUCAAAUAAAACAUAGUUACAGUAAUUUAUCAAUAGAAGGUAAUUACCUCCACUGUAGCAAUGCAGUCUUAGCCAUUUGAUUGGGUUCAUGGGUAUUCCACUAAUGUAACACCAACUCCUGGCUCCCACGUAAAUAUCAUUGGCCAUCUGUCAUCUCCAUUUGCAAGAUGGACUUGCUAGAGGAAAAUUCUAUGCAACUAUAGCACUUCUGCUAUAGCUGUUGUCACUCAACCCUCACUAUAGACAAUACUAAUAAUUAAAUGACAGGUGAGGGGAGGGACAGUAUCUUUUUUCUUUCAUUUAAAUAAGCUAAAAUAAUGUGUAAAUUAAUAUAUGCUCUCUGUCUAGACUUACUGCUCAGGAAAUCCACCAUAAAUUAGCUAGUCAGACACUCUGAAUGAUAUAGAUCAAGGCUAGGUACACACGGCUAUGUGUUCUUCUAAAUGUAUGAAAAGGAAUUUACUAUGUCCUAAAAUAAUGUCAUAAUUUUAUUAAAGACACAGAGGCGAGUAUUGAUAUGCUAUCUCUUUCUGUACUGUCCAUAUAAAGUCAAUAACAAUGAAAAAAAAAGAUAAAAUUACAUAAAUCAAAACUUUGAACUAUGAAUAGCAUGAGUAACAAAUAAACUUUUUUUUUUCUUUGCGAAUGUCAAGAUAAUACUGCCCCUACAUGCAAAACUUAGUUUAGAGCAUAAAAAGAUAGCUUAGCGCGUAUUACCAGAACUUAGAGUGGGCAGACAAAGUAAAGAUACAAGCAAAAGUAAAAUGGCAAAAGUCAAAAUGAAAAAUAUAAACAUGCUGUUUGGGAACCAAGCAGAAACCACGACAGGGUAAAUCGUAUGCCUGAAAGUUUAUUUAAAUGCCUAUGUGUGCUCUGGUACACAUUACUCCUGUAACCCUUAUUAGUGCUGUAAUGAGGUUACAGGUGUGAUGUGAGCUUUUCUGGCAAUGCAUCUUUAUUUUAUAAUUAGAGGAAUACUGUGAACGUGUAGCAACUGACUUGCUGCCCAGACCAUGUCCACAUGCAUUGGCCUCCACAUCAGCAUGCAUGGCGUGCACAGUCAGAAAGGCAGAGUUACCCUGCCCAGAGUGACUCUGGAAACCAUGGCCUCCCGAUCAAUGCAUGUAGAGUGCACAGAGAGGUCAGAUAUGAAAGAAAUCAACAACAGUAAUUCAACAGGUGGGAAAAAGUUUAAUGGUCUAAUAAUUGCCUGCGUGUCUUUAAUAAAGUUACGAUUUUAUAUCAUGAAAUAGUAAAAUGUGUGAAUUUUAUUACAAAACACUGAGGCUCCUAUUAUGCAGAUCAAAGCUGUGUUAGGUAAAUGUUGGAUUGGUUGAAAAUGGAAAACUGCUUUACCAGUGGUAUCUUUCCAUGGAUAAGCUCCAUAGAAUCUAUAAAACAACGUCCAACUUGUGCAGAAGAUGCAAGGCUCAAAUAAAAGAUAUGUUCCAUAUAUUGUGGCACUGCCCAGGGAUUCACUCGCUGUGGUAAUUUGUCUCCCACAUGUUAAUUCACUUUACUAUCCAGAUAGCCAGCACUCCAGUUGCAUAUUUAUGGCUAGACUGCCCCAAAAGUAUCGUAUCAUAAACAAGCUUUAGCUUCUCAUUAAUUAUCAGAUAAAUCUCUAAUAGCUAUCAAUUUGAAAAGUGAUGUAUGCCCUACGGAGACACAGCUAAUAGACAAAUUGCAUACCAAUUAAAUGCAUAAGGUGGCUAUGGUCCUUACUUCAGCACAGAAAAAGGCAAUAAUCCUUAUUUGGGAACCUGUUUUUGCUUUUGAUCCAAAAGAAGACAAAAAAAUAAAACUCCUUCUCGACCUUGUAUCGGAAUGGCAGUCAGAUCUCACCUUGUUUCAAGAAGAUAUUAUCCCACAUAUUAAAAAUGAUAUCCCUGAAUAUUAUGAUUUUGCAUGUAUUCAUCCAGUUGCUGUUUAAACAGACUCUUCACGCAGUGAAUUCCACUCCCUAAUUAUUCUUACAGUAAAAAAAAAAAAACACUUUUAUUUGUAUUAGACUCCUUUCUUCCAGUCUAAACGUGUGACCUCGUGUCCUAUGUAUGUUUAGGAAUAGAUUUCCAGACAAUCAUUUGAACUGGCCUUGAAUAUAUUUGUAUAAUGCCAUCAUGUCCUCUCUGAGGUGCUCAUUUUCUAAACCAAACAGAUUAAAAUUUGUCUCUGCACUUUUUCUAGUGCCAUAAUAUCCUUUUUUAGAACAGGAUUAUAAGAGAUAAAAUUAUAUUUUAAUCCCAAGAAUGAAUGCCUCUUUCUAUGCAUGGCAAUACCUUUACCUUAGCAAUUGCUGACUGACAUUACACAUGGUUGCCUAGUUUAUUGUCUAUAACAAUUCCCAAAUCUUUCUCGUCUUGUUAUUCCUAGUUCACUACCAUUUAAGGUAUACAUUGCAUGUGAAUUCUUUACCCCGAAGUGCAUAACUUUGCAUUUUUCUACCUUACAUUUCAUCUGCCAUAUCCAGGGCCGGCCUUAGGCAAUUAGGCGCCCUGUGCGAAAAGUCUUCACGGCGCCCCCUCCCCCACCAAGUUGCCUGUAUACAGUCACACACACAGGCACAGGCAGACAGUCUCACACACACACACGCACAUACACAGUUACAGGCAUACAGUCACACAGUCACAGAGCCAAACACACAGUUAAAGGCAGACAGUCACACACAGUUACAUGCACACAGUCACACAUACUCCAUUACAAGCAGACAGUCAUACACACACACACACUCAGUUAAAGGCAGAUAGUCACAAAUAUAGGCAGACACACACAACAGCACAGCUACAGAGACACACACAAUUGGAGUCACACACAGUCAGACAAUCACACACACACACACACACACACACGCAGAGGCAGGCAGUCACACACACACACACAGGGAGGCAGUUCCACAGAAAGACAGUCACACACAAGCAGGCAGUCAGGCAGUCACACAUACACACACACACACACACACACAGAGGCAGGCAGUCAUACACACACACUUACCUCUUUACAGUGGAUGCAGUUGGUUGUUGGUAAAGCAGGGACUCCCUUCUUCCCUCUUCCUGUGCAGCUUUGGGUAGGUAUUAGCCUUGCCUCUGCCUCACGAUAAGCCCCGCCCACACUGCCUCAUUUUUGUAUUUUUUUUUAAUAGACCCGGGUGGAGAAUAAUUAAUCCUCCACCCAGGUACCUGUUUUAGCUCCCCUGACACCGGCCAUGUGCGAGCUGUGUCAGCCACAUGGCACCCCCUGGUCCAUGGCGUCCUGUGUGGCCGCACAGCUCGCACACCCCUAAGGCCGGCCCUGGCCAUAUGAGUGCCCAGUCCCCUAAUCUAUCUAAAUCCCUCUGCCGCAAAGUAAUAUCCUGCUCACGCUGUAUUACUUUACAAAAUUUUGUGUCAUCUGCAAACACCGAAACAUGACUUUCAAUGCUUAUUUCAAUAUAAUUUAUAAAUAUGUUAAAUAGAAACUGCCCCAAGAGCCAGUUGGGAUUUGGUGCAUGAUGACGUGAGGUGCACAUGCUCACACUGCAGUGGGAGUGUCUGGUAGCUGUAUGGCGGCGGUUGUGGUUUCCCAUACCGCAUGUGUUAAACUCCCCGGCAAAAUUCUGGGUAUGAUCACUCUCCUGUCCCUCUGAAAAAUAAGCUGCCUCUUCGAAUCCCUCCUCUCCUCCAUUCAAUGGAGUUGGCGGUCGGCAAACUCGGGGGUCCCACUGUCUGGAUGUACCCUAAUUUGAGGUCAUCUUAAAAACUGUCAAAUUAAGUACUCCCUCAAAGAAGAAGCAGCCACGCACUCAAAAGGGCUGUGAGUAGCUCCAUUAGGAGCAAAAUAGCUCGUUACUAGACCAGCUAACCAGGCAUACUAGCACCUUUGGUUUACCUUGUUUUAAGUUUGCUUAAAUUAUUUAUUUUUUCUUAUGUACUUGGGUAGAAGAAUUACAUUAUCUCUAGGAAAUUGUUAUUGAAGCAGAGACCAGAUUUGGGAUCCACUUAAAGGACUGGUUAAGAGAAAAUGCCUAUAUAAAAAAACGUUUAAGGUGUUCAACCGCAAUUUAUUUUGCAGGCAAAACAGAAUUUAAAGGUAGAGAAAAGGGGCAGAAAGGGGAAGGAAAGGAAAAGAGUUGUCAUUAAGUUUAGAGAGAAAAUAAAUUUUGUUCCAUCUGUAAACAGGGCCAGACUGGGGAUACAAAGCAGCCCUGGAAAAAAAAUCUAUGCCAGCCCCAUAAGUCAUUUUGCCAUGUAUUGUGUGUAAUAUAUUACACACACUCUAAAAUGACCAAUAUUUAGAAUUAAAAAAGAAAUAUACCAAUAAUAUGUAAGGCUAUGUCUUGCCACCCCAGAUGAUGGAGUAAU
Molecule: messenger RNA, 33802 nt
Organism: Pelobates cultripes (western spadefoot toad)
Lineage: Eukaryota; Metazoa; Chordata; Amphibia; Anura; Pelobatidae
Source: the annotation of a GenBank genome assembly